AAAAAGAAUUAUAAAUUAUUUUGUUUUUAUAAUUCUUAUAAUUUGAAAUAAAUUCUUAUAAUUUAUUACAUUGGUGGCAAAACUGUAAAGUGAAACAUAUAAGUGAUUAUCAUAACUGGGAUACUUUGGAGGGAGGAAACAAAAGGGAAAUCAUAUCAACAAGAAAGCAUAUGUGGGGAAGGAAUGGAUUGCUGGCAAAUUCUAUUUUUUGACGAAGGUGUGGAAUAUGAGUGUUAAUGUUACAUUCUUUUUUCCUCUUACUGUGUAUUUAGGUUUUAUUUUUUCCCUACAUAUGUUAGGUUCCAGGUUAAUGAAAAUAUUUUAAAAGCAGAAAUAUUAAGUAAAUUAAUGAAUAUAGAAUUAGGCUGAAACAAUAUAUUCUUACACGUACUAUUGUAAUUAGACUUUUGCUGAAUAAAGAAGAAUACAGCAUUACAGUAGUAAGAAAUGAUAAAAUUUUAUACUUUUAAAAAAUUAAUUUAAAAAAGAAAGAUAUAAGCAGGAAGUAUACAUCCACAUUCUUAAUGCUAAUCUUAAUUUGAAGCAUCAGAUUUUGAACAACUAUAUUGCAAUAGACUUUUUUCUUGUUUCCAAUUUAAUUAUUGAUGAUACACAUUUCAAAUUGGCAGCAAUUAGGGAAUUUUUCAUAAAGUACAAAUAAUAAAGUAUGUAGGACUAUAGAUAUUAAGUGUAUAGGACAAUUUUUGCUACAUUUAUCCCUAAAUGAAAUAAUUAUACUCAUGUUGUUACCAUUCAAAGAUCACAAUACUAUGCAUGUGCAUGGCAUAUGUGUUUGGGAAAAUAUUUUGUUACUAUAAAUUUUUUGACUCUGUAUUAGAGAUGAAAACAUAGAAAGAUAACUGUUAAGCUAUGAAACAUAUUUAGUGUAAUCUUUGAGUGUACUUGUGUAUAUGUAAUAUUACUUUGACUGCUAUAACAAAAUAACCCAGAUUUAGUGACAGUAUCUGAGAUUGUAAAUAAGCAGUUGAGAGAAUUUUGCCUGCUAAUGAUACUAUUAAAAGAUAAAAUACAGUUUGUAUGCUAUAUAGUUGUAUAGAGGAUAAGUUCAUAUGAAAGUGCAGUGAAAAUUAAACAGCCCAAAGGAGAAUACUCUUUGUUGUAGGGCACUUUUGUCAUGAUUUUCAGAAUGUGGUAAAAGAAAAAAAAAUAGCCAGUAAAUCAUUGGAAAUACAUUGGUUUUAACUUAUUCUUAAUGAAAUACUGUCUGAGGAUCUUUGUCUGUGCCUGAUGCUGAGAAUAAUGUAAGAAACAAGCUCAUGAGCUCAUUACCCUGAAACGUAGCACUUAGAAAACAUGAUUGAAGUCACAUUUAUAGAAGAGUAUGGCCCCUUUUAGCUGACAUUAUCAUCAUAAUCAAUAUCGUCUACAUCUGUCUCAUUAAAUGAUUUAUUUUUGAAAUGUUUACAUACAUAAUUUGGAUAAUGUCUAAUAAAUUUUUAAAAGAUUGUUAAUAGUGAUGCCAUACAAAAGUAUUGGUUAACAGCAACCAAAUUAUAAGGAGUAUUGGCUUUCCUGUGGUUUCCAAGAAAAUCUUGGGUGAUUUUGAUAAAAAGUUUAGACUCUGUGUAUUUAAAUCUGGCUUUAAAAAUAAAUCCAUAGUGAUUUUGAUUCUAGAUAUCACCAGGCUCUUUUAACAAUCUAAAUAUUUACUGUGUCAUCUAUGUACUGGGUAUUAAAAUUUCCCUAACAACUGAAGGGCUGAACACAAAUUAUGGAAAGGUGAAACAAGGAAAAAAUUGCAAAGCAAUGAAAGAAGAUAUGUCUUUAUUUGAAUGCUAGCAAAUGAGAAUUCAGCUUUCCCUUCAACAUCAGUAUGAAAAAUUUCAGCCUAUAGCAAGAACAGAGACUGUAUGCCUAAGAAUUAAUUUGAGUUGUUUUGGGACUAACAAUAUUUCCCAUAAAGGCAGCAUCGAACUCAUUUAUUAGUUUAAGCUGGUGCUUUUCUGUUGACAUUGUUCACAGAAUUUAAAAGUAUAAAGAAUGUUAUUGAACAUUCAGGAAUCAAGUGCAUAUUUAAUUUAAAGUCUGAAUAUCAGAGGAGUCACAACCAGUGACAUUAGGCCUGAAUUUUUUACUUGCUUUUUUGUUUAGACAUGAUGAGUUUUCUACACAUUGUUUUUUCCAUUCUAGUAGUGGUUGCAUUUAUUCUUGGAAAUUUUGCCAAUGGCUUUAUAGCACUGAUAAAUUUCAUUGCCUGGGUCAAGAGACAAAAGAUCUCCUCAGCUGAUCAAAUUAUUGCUGCUCUGGCGGUCUCCAGAGUUGGUUUGCUCUGGGUAAUAUUAUUACAUUGGUAUUCAACUGUGUUGAAUCCAACUUCAUCUAGUUUAAAAGUAACAAUUUUUAUUUCUAAUGCCUGGGCAGUAACCAAUCAUUUCAGCAUCUGGUUUGCUACUAGCCUCAGCAUAUUUUAUUUGCUCAAGAUCGUCAAUUUCUCCAGACUUAUUUUUCAUUACUUAAAAAGGAAGGCUAAGAGUGUAGUUCUGGUGAUAGUGUUGGGGUCUUUGUUCUUUUUGAUUUGUCACCUUGUGAUGGAAAACACGUAUAUAAAUGUGUGGACAAAAGAAUAUGAAGGAAACAUAACUUGGAAGAUCAAAUUGAGGAAUGCAAUGCACCUUUCCAACUUGACUGUAACCAUGCUAGCAAACUUGAUACCAUUCACUCUGACCCUGAUAUCUUUUCUGCUGUUAAUCUACUCUCUGUGUAAACAUCUGAAGAAGAUGCAGCCCCAUGGCAAAGGAUCUCAAGAUCCCAGCACCAAGAUCCACAUAAAAGCUUUGCAAACUGUGACCUCCUUCCUCAUAUUACUUGUCGUUUACUUUCUGUGUCUAAUCACAUCGUUUUGGAAUUCUAAGAUGCAACCGAAAGAACUUAUCUUAAUGCUUUGCCAAGCUUUUGGAAUCAUAUAUCCAUCAUUCCACUCAUUCAUUCUGAUUUGGGGGAACAAGACGCUAAAGCAGACCUUUCUUUCAGUUUUGUGGCAGGUGACUUGCUGGGCGAAAGGACAGAACCUGUCAGCUCCAUAGAUUCACAAGAGGUGCAUUGUGUGUUUUCUAGCAGAAAACAAAUUGAUGGCGUCUGGAACAUUUUAUAUUUCCCACAAGUUUUUCCGUAGUCUAUGUAUUUGAGUAAUUUCCAAAAGUUGACAUAGAAAAGUCUUUUACCUAAGUUUAUUAUAUAAAAGUAUAUAUAUAUAAAAUAUAUAUAUGCGUGUGUGUGUAGGUCUGAAUGUAUAUGAAAAUUUAAUAUUUACCAUAACAUACCUUUAAUCAAUUUUUCAUAUAAACCGUUCAGUUAUACCAAAGUAGGAUAAGAAAUUUCUCAGAAUUAUGAACCCAUGUGUAUUUCACACAUAUAUUUUAUUAUAUGAUAUUUCAUUUGAGGAAUUUAUGAUCUCUAUUUAUGAUUAAGAACUGACAGCUUAUAUCAGAAAAUCAUUGCUGUUUUUUGUUGUCAUUUGUGUCGUGUAUAUGUAGCAUAGUGUGUUUAACUGUUUGACUAUCCUUGUUUGAACCUCUAAUUUUUUGGAUGGUAAGGACAUUUAAUUCUAAAUCAAUGAUGAGAAUGUGUCUUUGGGGUAAGGGUUUUUUUUUUUUUUAAUCAUGAAUUCUUUUUUUUCUUUUUUUGAGAUGGAGUCUUGCUCUGUUGUCUUGGCUGGAAUGCAGUGGCACAAUCUUGGCUCACCACAACGUUCACCUCUGGGGUUCAAGUGAUUCCCAUGCAUCAGCCUCCUAAGUGGCUGGGACUCCAGGCAUGGGCCACCACGCAUGGCUAAUUUUUUUUUUUUUUUUUUUUUUUUUUAGUAGAGAUGGGGUUUCACCAUGUUGGCCAGGCUGGUCUCGAACUCUUGACCUCAAGUGAUCCACUGCCUCAGCCUCCCAAAGUGCUGGGAUUAUAGACGUUCAUGAUGAAUUCUUAUUUUAUAUUUAGUAUAAAGCAAAUACAAUUAUUGUUAGAUAACAAUGCACAAAAUAAAACUCAAGGGUGAAAAAUAUAUCUAGUGUAUAUUUUUUAUGUGUAUCAAAAGCAAUACUGAGGAAUAUUAUAUUUAAUAUAGUAUGUUAAUAGCUUAGAAAAAAUCAUUUCUAUAAAAAGGAUGAAGAAACAUGAUCAUGAGCUCUUUUCAGUGCUGUUGUAAGUUUCCAUAUGCAAUUAGAAAAGUCAUCUCUUCUAGUUUUUGAAUUAAACAAAAACUUUUUUGAAGUUGAGAUCCGAUGUUAUGUAUUUUAGUUUUUCGUCUAAGCCACCUCUGAGCUCCUGAAUUGUCAAUUUCCUCCUUUAUCUUCCAUCCUUAAAAUUCCUCAAAAAGCUCAAAUUUUCCUUACUUUAAAAAGAAGCUCAAUCUAAAGAGAGUAUAGAAAUUAUGGCAUCUAUGAAAUCUAUAUAUUGAUGAUAGGAAAUGUCUUAAAGAUAUGUUUUAUUAUAAUCUUGGUGUAAAUGAUGAAAUGAGAGAAAGUGUGUUGACAUAUUCACUAGUAGCAAGUUCUAUUACAAGAAGAAAAUGUAUAACCUAGUUCAACAGCUAAAUUCUGUGUGACUGUAUUAAUUUCUGGUGUUACGCAAUUUUAACAGUAUUAUCUAAACCUUAAGAUAAAUCAUCUCCACAUCUGAUUUGUUUGUUUAUCAUAUAUCUUCCCUGGUACAAUGUAAGUACCAUGAAAGUGGAGAUCAUAUAGAUCCUGCUUACUGUAGACUCCCAAGACAUAAAGAUAGCGCACAGACUAGGUAUUGAAAAAUGAUACUUUGAUGAACAAGUUAAUUGGUGAAUGAAUGAAUAUGAACUAUAUUGGGGUGGUGAACCAAUGAAAAUGUAACACAUCACAAAAUCUACAGUUGCGUGAAUAUUUCUGUUCUGGUUUCAGAUUGAAGUUACAGGAUUAUCCAAGAAGAAGAAUUUCUCAGAGCAAAAGUUUGGCUAUUCCACAGUUCUAGGGGAAAUAUCAUUAUA
Molecule: messenger RNA, 4966 nt
Organism: Symphalangus syndactylus (siamang)
Lineage: Eukaryota; Metazoa; Chordata; Mammalia; Primates; Hylobatidae
Product: taste receptor type 2 member 20
Biological process (GO): sensory perception of taste; G protein-coupled receptor signaling pathway
Cellular component (GO): membrane
Molecular function (GO): G protein-coupled receptor activity; bitter taste receptor activity
Source: RefSeq, a predicted model, not a curated record